Messenger RNA from Myzus persicae (green peach aphid), 4054 nucleotides. Its product is annotated as probable G-protein coupled receptor No18. NCBI's taxonomy places the organism in Eukaryota, Metazoa, Arthropoda, Insecta, Hemiptera, Aphididae. The coding region runs from base 144 to 1649 and encodes 501 amino acids. Gene Ontology annotation, biological process: G protein-coupled receptor signaling pathway. The record is from RefSeq and is a predicted model, not a curated record. Gene Ontology annotation, cellular component: membrane. Gene Ontology annotation, molecular function: G protein-coupled receptor activity; peptide binding. The transcript has 5 exons.
CGCGUAUACAACCACCGUGCGGCGCCGGCAGUGUUCGGUUGAAAACCGCCCCGUAGUCACACGCGUGGCGACUGGCGACCCAACAGCGUACAGUCUCCUCCGAUGAUGAGCCGCGCAAAAGAUUAAACGAAAAUAAAACAAUCAUGGAGAAGACGUACUUCAAUGAGUCGCAUUUACCAGACGAUGGGUUUUCGACCAUAGCUACGUCAUUAAUGGCCGUCCACAUGGUGCUUGUGGCGAUAAUCGGCACCACAGCGAAUUUAUGUGUGUUUCUGGCUCUAUCCAUGAGCCAUAAGGUUUCCAACAACCUUUUGCUGCUAAACUUGUGCGUCGCUGACAGUAUGGUGUGCAUUAUUAGCGGACCGUUAACAGUGCUUUCUUGGGAGUGGCCGAUACUGUCUUCGUACACCAUCGUUAACGCAGUACAGUACAUACCGGUGGCGGCCAGCACGUUGAGCCUGAUGACGCAGUCGAUCGACCGGUACGCGUCCAUCAAACACCCGCGGCACAACAGGUUGCAUCGGGACAAACACGUCGGGUAUCUGGUGUCCGGCGUGGCGGCCGCGUGGACGGUGGCAGUGGUCGUCUCGGUGCCGAGGUACGCGUGGCCAGUCCGCCGGCUGAUCGUGGACAUGCAGUGGACGCGGUACUACGAGGCGUGCUACGUGGCCGUGGUGUUCGCCGUUCCGUGGGCCGCUGUAGCGUUCAGCCAGCGGGCCGUCAGCAGGACGCUGUACAUCACGUCGCUCAAGGCGGCCGCGGCCCGCGGUCAAUUGCCUCUGCCCAUGCCCUUAAUGACGGCCGAGUCCAAGCAAGUGAUCCUAGUGGCGUCCAUACAGAAGAAUACAACUGUCCAGUCCAAGGUUACCAAUGACGUUGUGGUACAACAGCAACAACCACAUUCGUCCCAUCAGCAAACUCAACAAGAACAACAGCAGCAGCUGCAAGUACAACAGCAACAGCAGCAGAAGCAGCGUCCAACGCCGAGCGCACGAAGCCGGAGACGGUUGGCCAAAGUUUUGGUAGCACUGGCCGGCGUGUUCGUCGCCUGUUGGUUACCGUACGCCGCUGCGUUACUCUACGCGAACUGGUUUUUUUCGUCACCACAAGACGGUGACGUCGACGAAAACGGUAACAAAGGCGACGGUGGCAGCAGGCACACAGUCCAGCAGUUGGCCACCGUGGCCGCUAUGCUGCUGGGACACGCCCAUUCAGCCGUCAACCCCGUGGUGUACUGGUGGCUGAACCGGCACACGUUAAGCGCCUGUCCGUGGUGCUGGUCUUCGGGUGAUCAGUUUGAUGACGACGAUGAUGACGACGGUGCAGGGUUCGGAUGCGGAGCAUUGGGUUGCGUAGUCGGCGGGGCCGUGAUGGCGUUCGGAUGCGGCCGGGGCGACGGCAGUUGCGGUGACAGCGGUGCCGUCGAUUGCGGCGGCGGCACCGGUUGCCGGCAGUCACAAAACCACACGCCUACACGGCUCAACCGAUUGCUGUUCCACCGACAGCCCAACAACCACCAGCGCAGCCGCCAACCGUCGUCCACCAACGAAGCAGCCCUGGGCCCGUUCAACCCUAGGUUCGCCACCCCGAAGAAGCGGCCACAACAGUUGCCCGUCGUCAAGAACCCUGUCAUGCUGUAUUACGCUUAAAUUACUGUUCGACCCCACACCGGUCAACCCAUCCCACCCACAAUGCACAACACUACCCGAUCCCCGUCUGUCACAGGUUCUAUCUCCUCGUUUACACAUCAUCGAUAUGUAACUCAAAGCUUGACGUUACUGAAACGAUGACCCACAUCUACCACCACUCACAUACAUGUCCGACAUUCCUGUUACAAUCAUUUUGUUGAACUUGUAGGUCCACUUGACACGUCCACAUCCCAAGAACGUAAAACAAAAUUGCCAAGUCUGGGGCCUGAAAUAGAAAAAAAUAAUUUUGGAAACAAAAUGUUUCUAGAUAUUUUGCAAAAUUGCUGGAUACGAAUAAUUUGUUUUUAUAAAUUUGAUUUGUAGUCGACAGGGGUGCUUGCUUGACCUCAGAUCUCAGACUUGUCAUGAACGAUCUGUGUACAUAACGGUGAGCCUGUAGCCUCUAUGAAAACUUAUUUGUUAUCAGUGCUAUCGCGAUGCCUCGACUCGGUGGCACUGAACUAUAUAGUUAUACUGUUUAUAGUUUUGUGAUCAGUGGCUACUUUAUCCUAUAAUUAAUACCUUGAGAUACAUCUUUGAAUUUAGUUGGUGAUACUGGGUAGGUCAAAAUAUAAUAUAAUGCUUAUAAACACAUACAAAUUUAGAUUUGAUUGUAUGUAAAAACUUGUGCAGUUGUAUACCUACAUCGUGAACUAAUAUGUUAUAUUGUGUUUUAUAUUAAACAACAAAGCAACACAAUAGCUCUAACUUGGUACAACUCUCAAGUACCUAUUAAAAAGUAUGUGUAAUUCAGUAAUUUUUUGUUUCCCCAUAAUUUGUAAUCAUAGUCACUUAGCAACCACUGUACCUCGUCGAGUAUGGAAGAAGGUAAUCUUCCACAGGUAAGUAUUUUGUGAAUUCGUGUUGGUACGAUCGUUGUAGAACGAAGCGUUUAUCGGAGUGUUUUUUCAAACAUAUUAUGUCGCAGUCAACUUAAAAAUACGUUUCUAUUUUAUUACUGUAGAUACUUCUGUUGCCAACGAAAAAAUCAUUUGGAGUGUCACGAUUCACAUCUUAGUCACUAGUUUAUCUUAGUAUAUUAUCGUAAUAAUAUUAUUAUACUAUCCUUAUUCUGUUAUUAAUAAUACAAAUUUUAAAUGUGUUUUAAUGGAUAUUUUCUGUAUAAUUAAUUCGUUGUUUGUGUAUUUGUGUAAACUAUUUUCAAACUAUAUAAUAUUUAUGCGUUUUGUGAUUUUUCAUUUUAAUAAGUGUAAAACACUCUGAUCAAUAUGUUACUCUACGUCCAAUUUAAAGAUUUUUAUUGUGUAUUAAUAUAAAAACAUUAUAGAUCAAAAAAUGAUAUUAUAAUAUUUAUCAUUAAAUUUGUUGUGUGUCGACUUCAGUCUAUAUGCAAACGGACUUAUACUUUGCAUGAAGUUAUUAAAUAAGAAUUUAAAUGAAGUGUAGUUUAGGUAUAGUAUAUUAGUAUAUUAUAAUGUUAAUCAUUCCGUUAUCGACCAAUAUGUUUUUUGUUUGAUAUUUUUUCUCUCGGUCAAUUAUACUAAUUAUUGUUUCUACUUUCGAUGGAUACACAUUAGAUACCUAACGGAAAGGUAGUAGGUAUGAUGAAUUCGUCGAAUAAUCUAAUCGUUCAUUCCAUUCGACGUUAAAGCCAAUAAAUCAAGUGCAAAAAAAUACACGAUUUGUAUCGUGAUCAUUAUAUCUGCAUAAAUGUAUAAUACGUUGAAAAAUAAGUUGUAAGAAUUUGUCCAGUUACAUGAUUUCCAAUAUUAUACAAUUUAUCGACUGAUCGACUGAUCGACUGAUCGACUGGUAAUACAAUUUACGUUUUUGAGCGUACGGUACUACAUAACUAUUGCGAUCGACUUAAACGGAUAUCCAGGUCCAUUUGGUAUAAUAUAUUAUAAGAAUACUGUUAUUGCAUGUAAGACAAGCGCCAAUCUCCAUUUUUAAACGUAUACUGAGAAUGGGAAUAUGAUUUGUCGAUUUACUUACAUUCGUGUGCUUUACCUGUAUCCGUCAAUAGCUUUAUCUGAGGACUAUAAUAAUAUAUUAUACGGCGGAUUGCCCACAGAUAUAAAUAAAACAUUUCCGUUUAAGCGAUUCUUUUUGAACGGGGAAAUAAAAGUAUAGACGUACAAACACGACGAAUAUAUUAUUCGUAUCGAAAACACAAAAUUCGAGUCUGUUGUAGUGCAUAAUGCAAAUUGUAUUGCCAUCGUUGGCGUCAGUAGUAUUAAUUUAUUGGCCGAGGGAUCAAAUAAUCAUUCCUCCUCGCGUAUUUCAUAAUUCUCGUAUACAUAUGUAGUUAUAGUAUUAUGUGCCUUCCCAGUAGUACUUACACCACCUAUACACACCUUCACUACACUACAGUCUACAGGGUCCAAUUAUUAUUAUUAUUAUUA